AAGCCAAACUUUUCCUAUAUCAAACAUGGGACACAGUGAACAUUACGAGUUUCAGGCGAUUCCACCCAUCAGUGAGUUGGAUGAACACAACGUGCCCCUUUUGCAUAGAGACUCUUGUGCCAACCCUUUGAUCAACUAUUACAAAUGUUUGGACAAAGGACUUACCUUCUGCUCUUCCACCAAAGAUGAGUUUUACAAAUGCCAGUACUAUUUAUUGAAGAAGCGGUUGGACGACGGCCAUUAGGGUUCGUCAAUGAACUUCACAACAAAACACACUAUAGAUAGCAUAAUACACAUCAGUUAAGAAAGUUCACAAGUUUGACAGAGUUUCGACUUUCGGUUUCGCUGACUACACACUCUGUUAUCUGACGAGGUGUUUUAUUCAGGCAUUAAAGAGACAAGGGUCGGAGAAGUCUCUUACCAGUAGUUGUUGGUGGUGUCUUUUGUAGUUUGUGAUUUCUCUCACGCCUCUACCGCCACUGCCAGCCAAGCCGCACCCACCACUGGUGCCAGCUCCCACCAACACCGCGGU
Messenger RNA from Yamadazyma tenuis ATCC 10573, 532 nucleotides. NCBI's taxonomy places the organism in Eukaryota, Fungi, Ascomycota, Pichiomycetes, Serinales, Debaryomycetaceae. The record is from RefSeq and is a predicted model, not a curated record.